AACAAAGUAUAAAAAGAAAAAGAAAAAAAGAAAAGAGAAAUGAAAUAAAGCCCUAGCAACAGCAUAUAGCUAAGGAAAGCCCAAUAAAAUUCAUGAAACGCGGAGAAGUUAAAAGGAGGGAAAAAGUUUUCAUGGAAAAACAAAGCUUUCCCGAGAAACAAACAUGGGGUACGUGGGAAGAGCUUCUGCUAGCUUGCGCCGUUCACCGUUACGGCACGGAGAGUUGGGACUCCGUCUCGGCGGAGCUCCGAAAGCGGAGCACCACCACGCUCCACCACGCCCUCACACCUCACAGCUGUAAACAAAAGUACCUCGACCUCCAACGCCGUUUCAACCAAAACGACCAUCUCGACGAGCUGCGAAAGCUACGCGUCGCCGAACUCAAACGCGAAGUCCAACGUUAUGAUCUUUCUAUCGUGUCUCUGCAAUUAAAAGUGAAGGAAUUGACAGAAGAGCACGUGCAGGAAGAUGAGAAAGCAACAGAAAAAUCGGAUCUGAAAAUUAUUGUAGAGGACGAAAACGAAGCCAAGGAUGCCGAACCGGUAAAUACGUCGCCGGAAAACGAUGCCGGUGAAGUCGCUCCGUGUGGAGAUUCCUAUAAAGAAUCGAAUUCUACAGAUCCGAAAAGUGAGGUACCCGAAACCGGAGGCGAGGAGACCGAAAAGGAAGCGGAACAAGUCGAACCGGUGGGCGGAGGAUCCGGACCGGUUGAGGAGGCUGCUAGACCGGUUGUGGAGGAUUCGUAUAACGGUAGCUCGGAUACGGUGGUGAAGGGAUCGGCGGCGGAGGAGAAGGGGAAACUCGGUGGAGAAUCGGGCGAGUUGUGGGAAUCGGUUUCGGAAUCGAAAGGAGAAGGAGGAGAAGAAGCAACGAAAGAGAGUAACAGUGAUGUGCAGAGCUCGGCGUGUAAUGAGGAUCAAUCUCCAGCUACUACAAAGCCAAGCUCCGUUCAAUCUCAUCCGUUGAUUUAUUUCCUCGAUACACUUCGCUCUCACUGCUCUGACUCAUUUUUUGAGUGCCGACUCCAAACCCAGGAAACAUCCAAUUACACAAGCUUGAUUCGGCAACAUGUAGACCUCAAAACAAUUCAAACAAGGCUUGAAGAAGGUUACUAUUCAGGUAAUGACAGCAAGUUCUUUCGUGAUCUGUUGCUUCUCUUCAACAAUGCCAUUUUCUUCUUUGACAAGAAGUCCUCAGAAUUCAAGUCUGCCAUCAAGCUUCGACAAAUUGUUAUAAACGAAAUGUCUUCCAAGAUUAACCUUAAGCCAGAUCCCGAGCGAAAAGAAGAAGAAAAGCCGGUGCCAUCUUUGCCCCAGUGUAUAAAAUCCGAUCCAGAACCAUCGGAUUCUUUGCUACUUAAAACGAAGAUAUCAAUCCCUCUUACUGCCUGUCGCAAACGCAGCUCAAUCACUGCAAAAGCAUUGGCAUCAUCAUCUUCAGGACCAGACAAGAAAAAAGAGCAGAUGGCCACAUUGAAGGAUGAAAAACCCGUUGUAGAAUUGAAUCAACAUGAUAAAUCCUCUGACAAAACUGAGGAAAAUCGUGUCACGAAAAAGAGAACAAGAGAAAGAUCUAAAACCAAUUCAAGAAGCUCAAGCAAAAACAGAAACAGGGGCCGUACUAAUCCAAACACGAACAAGAAUUCGGAUGCCAAUUCAAACUCUGGCUUUUCAACCAAGGGAGUGUCUGAGAAUGAGAAUUCUGAGUCUAGGCAUGAGAAGGAGAAAAAGAAUACCACUACCACCUUUAAUGCUACUGCUAAGAAGAAAAGCGCAGCAAAUUUCUUGAAUAGAAUGAAGCGAAACUCAUCGUCCCCUAAUGGCUCGUCAUUGCUAGAGACAUUGAAGAGUUGUGAUAAUAGCAAAGGAGGAGCUGAGCAGAAGAAAAAUGGUAAUGGCAAGGGUGAUUUGCGUAAAGAGCAAACCUCCUCGCGAAAAGGUUCUAGAGGUAAACAAGAGAAGAUGCAAGAGAGCCCCGGAAAAAGGAAUGUUGGACGGCCGCCAAAGAGGGCGGCGGCACCAUCUCCGGCUCUUCCAGCUAAAAGGGGUAGGGACGCUGGUGAAACGGAGGCAGGUUCUUCAAGGCAUUCAAAGAAACGUUCAAGGAAGUGAUUGUAGUUUUCAUAAUGUUGUUGUCGUUUUAAGGUUAUCUUAUAACAACACGUUUGUUAUUUAUUUUAUUUUUUUCACGCCUCUAUUUAUUUCCUUUUAACUUAUGUAGGGGUUGUAGAGUACAAAUCAUGUCAAAUUUCUAAUUGUAUCUAAUGUUGUUGAUUACAUAUGUAGCUCUA
Quercus robur (English oak) is the source of this 2290-nucleotide messenger RNA. RefSeq lists its product as uncharacterized. Lineage: Eukaryota; Viridiplantae; Streptophyta; Magnoliopsida; Fagales; Fagaceae. Gene Ontology annotation, molecular function: protein binding. The transcript is spliced from 3 exons. Bases 93 to 2111 code for a protein of 672 amino acids. The record is from RefSeq and is a predicted model, not a curated record.